AUGGAUAGAUUGUUUCAGUGGAGGAAAAUGGAGAGCGGGAAAGCACUUGCAGGUGCUGAUCAGGCUGGGAAUGGAGGCCCGGCGAAAGGUCCAGGCCCAAGUGCUGCCGGAGCCGGGAGAGCAAAGGGUGCUGGAGGAAGAACUGGCUCCGCCGGUCGGAAAAACGUGACCCGUUCGAAGAAGGCUGGGCUGGUGUUCCCGGUGGAAAGAAUAGGCCGGUUCUUGAAGAAGGGAGGCUAUGCGGAUCGAAUUGGAUCCGGGGCUCCGGUCUACAUGGAUGCUGUGCUUGAAUAUAUGGCUGCUGAGCUUCUGGAGUUGGCUGGAAAUGCCGCAAGAGAUAACAAGAAGCUGAGGAUCACACCGAGGCAUUUGAAAUUGGCUGUGGGUAAGGAUGAAGAGCUUGAUACUCUUCUCAAGGGUGUAGAUUUUCGAUGGUCGGGAGUAGUUCCUCACAUCCACAAAGUCCUUGUGCCAAACAAGGAUAGAGACUCCCAAGAGCUAGAGGAGGGAAAAGUGAAGUAA
Molecule: messenger RNA, 522 nt
Organism: Oldenlandia corymbosa var. corymbosa
Lineage: Eukaryota; Viridiplantae; Streptophyta; Magnoliopsida; Gentianales; Rubiaceae
Source: the annotation of a GenBank genome assembly